CAGAGGCUGGCCUUGGGUUUAGCGUUACAGCCCCCCACCCCUCACCAAACUCAAGUUAAAUACUAAAACUUGAGCUUUUGACAGAUAAAUCUCCAGAGACUGCUCUGCCUUGAAACUUGAGCCACGGACAACACAGCAAUGACCGGUGACGCCACAAGACCCGGCGUCCCCUACGGCCACAGCCAAGCCAAGGACCGGCUGUCGACCUCCGAGGAGAAGAUGGAGGAGAGAGGCCAGUGGAGUAACAAGGUAGAGUUUAUCCUGUCGGUCGCUGGCUCCAUCAUCGGGCUGGGCAAUGUGUGGCGCUUCCCGUACCUCUGCUACAAGAACGGAGGAGGUGCGUUCCUCAUCCCCUACCUGAUCUUCCUGUUCACCUGUGGCGUCCCUGUCUUCUUCCUGGAGACAGCUCUGGGCCAGUACACCAGCGAGGGAGGCAUUACAUGCUGGAGAAAAAUCAGCCCUUUGUUUGAAGGUCUAGGCUAUGGCACCCAGGUGAUCGUGACUCUGUUGAACUUCUACUACAUCAUCGUUCUGGCCUGGGGGAUUUUUUACCUGUCCUUCUCCUUCUCACCGGACCUGGCGUGGUCCUCCUGCAACAACACAUGGAACACAGGUGCGGUGAACGGGCCUCACCAUACACGAACGGCCCCUGACACGAUCUUGUUAUGGAUGUCUCCUUUUCUCAUAGACAACUGUGUGGAGUUUCAGAGGAGAAACACGUCGAUCAACGCAGCGGUCGACACAAAUGCCACCUCGCCUGUCAUUGAGUUCUGGGAGCGAAGAGCACUGAGGAUUUCGCCCGGCAUUGACCACAUGGGGUCUCUGAACUGGGACCUGGCCCUGUGUCUGUUCAUCGCUUGGGUCAUGUGCUACUUCUGCAUCUGGAAGGGGGUGAAAUCCACAGGAAAGGUGGUCUACUUCACUGCAACCUUCCCAUAUCUUAUGCUGACUGUGCUGCUGAUCAGAGGGCUCACCCUGCCCGGUGCUGGCAUCGGCAUCCAGUUCUACCUGUACCCUGACCUGGGGCGACUGGCAGACCCACAGGUUUGGAUGGAUGCUGGAACCCAGAUAUUCUUCUCUUACGCCAUCUGUCUGGGGUCACUCACAGCUCUGGGCAGCUACAACAAAUACAACAAUAACUGCUACAGAGACUGCCUGGCACUGUGCUGUCUGAACAGCGGCACCAGCUUUGUGGCAGGCUUUGCAAUAUUCUCCAUCCUUGGUUUCAUGUCAUAUGAACAGAAUGUUCCCAUCUCAGCAGUGGCAGAAUCUGGUCCUGGCCUGGCCUUCAUAGCGUACCCCCGGGCGGUGUCCAUGAUGCCCUUCUCUCCUCUGUGGGCCGCCCUCUUCUUUAUUAUGAUCGUCUUUCUCGGGCUGGAUAGUCAGUUCGUGUGCGUCGAGAGUCUGGUGACAGCGAUAGUCGACAUGUACCCCGCUGUGUUCCGCCGCAAAAACCGCAGGGAGCUCUUCCUGUUGGCUGUGGUCCUCUUCUCCUUCCUCAUGGGCCUCAUCAUGCUGAUGGAGGGGGGCAUGUAUGUCUUCCAGCUGUUCGAUUACUACGCCGCCAGUGGCAUGUGUCUUCUCUUCAUGUCCAUCUUCGAGACCGUCUGCAUUGCGUGGGUCUAUGGUGCUGAUCGUUUUUAUGACAACAUCGAGGACAUGAUCGGCUACCGCCCGGGGCCUUACAUCAAGUACUGUUGGUUGUUCUUCACCCCGGCCACUUGCAUUGGUACUUUUGCCUUCUCCCUCAUCAAAUAUACUCCUCUAAAAUACAACAAUGAGUAUGUGUACCCGUGGUGGGGCUACGUCAUUGGCUGGUUGCUCGCGCUCUCCUCCAUGGUCUGCAUUCCUCUUUGGAUGGUGUACAAAAUCAGCACCACCCAGGGGACACUCCGAGAGGUAAAAACAAUCGUAUCCAGAUGCUCAUCAUUCCAUCUGAUGAUUUACCCAAGACCAAGAGAGAGCAAGAGAGGUUACUGGCCAUCUUCAGUCCUGAGGGAGAAACCACCAUGAGUCGAAAUGGUUACUUUCCUGUCUCUGAGGCAGACUCCAAUGUAUGAUACCCUGGAUGAGUAGUACGCAGGAGCAAUGCGUGGGUUUUGGCUCUGUCUUUGACUUUCCUUCUCCAUUCCAAUGAUUAAUGCAGAAACAGACACAAUAAAUGUCACGCCAUCAUUUUUUGGAAGAUGAGACAGGUGAACCAUAGGCAGUGCCUAUGCAUUUCAGGGAUGGCAGUAAAAUAAUCAAAAUAAACUAAAUAGUUAAUUGCUUACAAGAUCACGUUUAGUUUUGUGGGGGAAGUAUAUUUUCUCUGAAUUUUCACCCCUCUCUGACAGGAAUCUGUUAACACACCGACAUGUUGUUCAGCUAUUCCUUUAAUAGAUUAUGUAAUGUAAUGUAAAGUCCUUCAAUAUUAGCAUAUAGCAUAUUGACAAAAGAUGCUAAAAUGUACACUAUAAAGUAAUGUUAAGUAAUGUUUGAUUUAUAUGCAGUUAUUUUAGAGACAGAUGCACAGGUUGCAAACUUUGACAUUAAUACUACAAAUUUACCAUUGAUAUGACUGAGCAGUGGAUUGUAUGCUUUUACAACUAACGUGCUACUGUAUGUGCAAUGUAGUAUUUGUAUGUAUGUAACAAUGUGACCUUAUGAUUGUGUACAGUUUUAAAUAAACAUUUACAUGUUGUCUUGA
Molecule: messenger RNA, 2689 nt
Organism: Betta splendens (Siamese fighting fish)
Lineage: Eukaryota; Metazoa; Chordata; Actinopteri; Anabantiformes; Osphronemidae
Product: sodium- and chloride-dependent GABA transporter 2-like
Exons: 14
Coding region: 139-2013 (624 amino acids)
Biological process (GO): sodium ion transmembrane transport
Cellular component (GO): membrane
Source: RefSeq, a predicted model, not a curated record